Cetraspora pellucida is the source of this 192-nucleotide messenger RNA. NCBI's taxonomy places the organism in Eukaryota, Fungi, Glomeromycota, Glomeromycetes, Diversisporales, Gigasporaceae. The record is from the annotation of a GenBank genome assembly.
AUGUAUCGUUUUGGUUGGUGCUAUCAGAGUGGGAUUAGUGUAGAAAAGAGUAAAAAUAUGGCAGUUGAAUGGUAUUUAAAAUCAGCAAUUACUGAGCAUAAAUGUAAAGGUGGAUUUUCCAUAGUGUAUAAAACAUCAUACAAAAGACAAUAUGGAACACAUGAAGAAGUUGCAAUUAAGAUAAUAAAUAAG